Molecule: messenger RNA, 1479 nt
Organism: Ilex paraguariensis (yerba mate)
Lineage: Eukaryota; Viridiplantae; Streptophyta; Magnoliopsida; Aquifoliales; Aquifoliaceae
Source: the annotation of a GenBank genome assembly
AUGGCUGGCUUUAAUCUUCUUAGCCAAGGUAAUCAGACCACGCAACAACCUCCUUCUUUCUCAUCGUUCUCAUCGCCUGGACUCAAUACGUCGGCAACUUUCGGAGCUGGUUCAGCUCAACAAAAUUUAUCAUUUGGUUCUUCCAUAACCUCCGGGACUUCCUUAUUUGGAUCACCUAAUGUUACUGUAUCUCAAGCCAACUUAUCAUUUAGCGGUGCAGUGACGGGCAGCCCAGCAACUGAUGCUGCUAAGACAGGUUUUGGAUUUUCUCCUGCCACUGGUGCCGGAGGGACGUUAUCAUUUGGUACUGUCGGUUCAAACCAGCCUGCUUUUGGCGCAAGCAAUGCUGCUCAGCCAACGUUUGGUGCUGCGCAGCCAACUUUUGGCGCCGCAGCUUCUGGUCAGCCCUCGUUCGGUGGAAUAGCGACAGGACAAUCAACAUUUUCUGCAUCAACGACUGGACCACAAUCUUUUGGUGGAGCACCUGCUGCACCUUUAUCUGUAGCCGCUGUUGCACCACCAACUUUUGGCGGAGCCGCUGCUGUUCAACCCACUUUUGGUGGAGCUGCUACUGUUCAACCAGCUUUCGGUGGAGCUGCUACUGUUCAACCUGCUUUCGGUGGAGCUGCUACUGUUCAACCAGCUUUCGGCGGAGCUGCUACUGUUCAACCAACUUUUAGUGCAGCUGCUACCGCACCAUCUACUUUUGGCGGAGCGGCUGCUUCUCAAUCAGCUUUUAGUACAGCUGCGCAGCCAUCCUUUGGUGCAGCUGCUGCCACUGCUCAACCAACAUUUGGUGGAAUUCCCUCUACCCCACAGCCAGCUUUUGGCGCAGUUUCAGCUCCAGCACAACCAACGUUUGGUCCGGGCACCCCCGCCCAACAGCCUGCUUUUGGCGCUGCUGUCACCAGUCAACCUUUAUCCUUUGCAGCGCCUUCCACGCAACAGUUGCCAAUUAGUGCAGCCUCUUCGCAACCGUUAUCGUUUAGUAGUUUGACUGCUGCUCCUACUCUGUCGUUUGCUGCACCAACUACAUCUGCUCCACCAUUAUUCGGCUCGUCAAGUCCUGCUAAAACACCAUUAUUUGCAUCGACCAGUGUUCCAUCCACGAUUUCUUUCAGCGCAACUACCCUGUCUGCGCCUAGUGCUACAUCUGCUGCACCUACCCUGUCAUUAGGCACUCCCAGUACCACUCAGUCAUUGACCUUUGGCACCACAACCGCAGCGCAGCCAUCAUUAUCAUUUGGAAAUGCAGUUAGUACUGCGCAACCGAUAUCGUUUGCUACUCCAGCCACCAUCCAAGCCUCCACAUCUGCUGCUCCAACCUUGUCGUUUGGCUCGACGAGUACUCAACCAUUAUUUGGCGCUGCAAGCACUACGCAGACUGCGCCCAAACCGGCUGAUGCCACCACCGCAUCCAGCCAGCCAGGAGGUUCAACUGCCACUUCAGCUACCGCAACGUCUUCGUUAUUUUCUGCA